This is a messenger RNA of Diorhabda carinulata, 1734 nucleotides long. RefSeq names its product beta-1,3-galactosyltransferase 5. The record is from RefSeq and is a predicted model, not a curated record. Gene Ontology annotation, molecular function: hexosyltransferase activity. Lineage: Eukaryota; Metazoa; Arthropoda; Insecta; Coleoptera; Chrysomelidae. The transcript has a single exon. Gene Ontology annotation, cellular component: membrane. The coding region runs from base 237 to 1343 and encodes 368 amino acids.
CGAGACUUCCACUUUCAACUAUUCAUAAAGAAAUAAAAUCUUCAAUGAAACCAUAACAAAUUAAGUUGUAAAAUUGAAGAAACGGUUGAUUUUCACCUGCUCCAACUCUAUUUUGACAUUACGUUUGUUUACACUUCACCAAUCGAGUCGAUUUAUCCCAAUUACUUUUUUACUAAUGUAACUUUGGUGAAUAUAAAGAUUUUAAGAAAUUUAGAAGAUGGGUUAACUAAAAAAUAAUGCUUUAUUGUAAGGUAAAACUUCUUCUGGCUGCAGUUUCUAUCUCUGUGUUGUUCACACUUCUAUAUUAUAUGAAAAUAAAUAAUAAUGAAUUCAGUGUUGAAGUUACCGAGAAGAAAUUUUUAGAGACAACCCAAACCCAAAAAUAUGAAAAGCUAUAUGAGGUAAACAACUUCCACUACAUCUUGAGUCCAAAUGGAUGCGGAAAUGACUCAAAUAUUGAGGCGCUGAUUAUAGUUACAUCAUAUUUUGGAAAUGUAGAAACAAGAAGUGCCAUGAGAAGAGCUUUUUCACAAGAAGACCUUAAACAAAUUAAUUUAAAACGAGUAUUUUUACUUGGUACAGCUCCACUUGAUAAAUAUACUACCCAAGCUUCUAUAGAAAAUGAAAACCUUCGAUUUGGUGAUUUGGUACAAGGAAGUUUUGUUGAAGCAUAUAAAAACCUAACAUACAAGCAUACAAUGGGUAUUAAAUGGGCAUCAGAAAAUUGCCGUUAUGCUAAUUAUAUUAUAAAAAUGGAUGAUGAUACAGUCGUUAACAUAGAACGCCUACCUACUUUGUUGAAAUCUUUAAAAUUAUCCAAAAAAUCAAAGUAUUUUAUAGCUGGAUAUGUUUUAAGAAAUAUGGUGCCAAUCAGAGAGCCUGCCAAUAAGUGGUACGUUACAAAAGAAGAAUAUGAGUUAUCUUACUACCCCACUUUUGUUUCUGGUUGGUUCUAUAUCACUACUCCAAAAACAGCAGAGCAACUUUAUAAAUUGAGUCAGAAUACAAAAUAUUUUUGGAUCGACGACACUUUUAUAACUGGAAUCCUAGCACAACAACUGCAAAUAAAACAUUUUGACAUAAGUAAAUAUUUUGCUGUACACUCGGAAUAUAUGGAAUGUUGCUUAGAUGAUAUUCGCAGCAAAAAUUUGAACUGUGAUGUAAUAAUUGGGCCAAAUGGGGGAAACAAUAAUUUGUUUUAUGAAUUUAACAAUGCUAUCAGUAUUUGCAAUUUACAUUUAUGCAAAAAUAGGACCAAACCUUUGGAAGACACAUGUGUAGCCAAAAAAACUUUUCAUUUAGGAAAAGGACAACCACUGGUAAAAACAUACCAAUUACAUUGAGUCCUAAAUGAAGAUAGCACAGAUACAGUAUUACAACUCAAUUAAUCGUAAUUCAACUAUAGAUAAUAUUACAAAACCUGAAAUAUAUUUUUAGGACAUAAUAAUGAAAUGUUAUUGUUUUAUUGCAGAAAAUAAUGUGGUUAGAAUGAUAUAUUUUCCUUUCAGUAACUAGCAUUGAAUUAUUCAGAUGAAAGUUUUUAUUAAUUGGUGUCUAUUUUUUAUAAAAAAAAUAUUUAACUUGGUUGCACAAUAUUUUAAGAUGUUAAUUAUGGAAUAAUUAUAUAGUAUUUGAAAUGUUGUGAUGGCUAAUAUAUAUUUUAUAUUAAAAUUUUAUUUAGUUUUAUACUUACUAAUAUUGUAUAUUUUUACAGUAAUAUAUAGUUAUACAUAA